This is a messenger RNA of Oncorhynchus nerka (sockeye salmon), 3232 nucleotides long. Its product is annotated as ubiquitin carboxyl-terminal hydrolase 12-B-like. The transcript has 9 exons. Gene Ontology annotation, molecular function: cysteine-type deubiquitinase activity. Gene Ontology annotation, biological process: protein deubiquitination. Lineage: Eukaryota; Metazoa; Chordata; Actinopteri; Salmoniformes; Salmonidae. Gene Ontology annotation, cellular component: nucleus; cytosol. Bases 299 to 1645 code for a protein of 448 amino acids. The record is from RefSeq and is a predicted model, not a curated record.
UUGUGAUGGGCGGGUUGUACAUUGCGUUACGUAGCUGCUUGUUGUAAUCGUUCAUAUUAUAGCCCAGUGUUUGUAAUCCGUUGUUUUCAACCUGACGCAACUUCGUGUGUUUACUACUCACUCAUCUAUUAUUUUAGAUCAGUUAUACGAAGUAGUCUGUUUUUUACGCCUGGGGAGUGGGGUUGAAGUCUGGCCUCUAGCUGCGGCUGCGAAUUAACUUAAUCUUUUCUCAGUAUCGUCCUGCAUUGAAACAUUUUUAUUUAAUAAAUAUGACGGUGAGGGGGAACCUGUAAACUAAAUGACUGUCAGAAAUAUCGCCUCCAUUUGUAAUAUGGGCACCAAUGCCUCUGCUCUAGAGAAAGACAUUGGUCCGGAGCAGUUCCCAAUCAAUGAACACUACUUUGGAUUGGUCAACUUUGGGAACACUUGUUACUGUAACUCGGUGCUUCAGGCCCUGUACUUCUGCCGGCCCUUCCGGGAGAACGUGCUGGCCUACAAGGCCCAGCAGAAGAAGAAGGAGAACCUGCUCACGUGUCUGGCAGACCUCUUCCACAGCAUCGCCACCCAGAAGAAAAAAGUGGGAGUCAUCCCGCCCAAGAAGUUCAUCUCACGCCUGCGCAAGGAGAAUGACCUGUUUGAUAACUACAUGCAGCAGGACACCCAUGAGUUCCUCAACUACCUGCUGAACACAGUGGCAGACAUCCUGCUGGAGGAGAAGAAGCUGAACACGGUGGCAGACAUCCUGCUGGAGGAGAAGAAGCUAAACAUGGUGGCAGACAUCCUGCUGGAGGAGAAGAAGCUGAACACGGUGGCAGACAUCCUGCUGGAGGAGAAGAAGCUAAACAUGGUGGCAGACAUCCUGCUGGAGGAGAAGAAGCUGAACACGGUGGCAGACAUCCUGCUGGAGGAGAAGAAGCUGAACACGAUGGCAGACAUCCUGCUGGAGGAGAAGAAGCAGGAGAAGCAGAACGGACGCCUCAAGAACAACGGAACGGCCAUCACCACGGAGACCGAGCUCGAGAACAAGACCAUGGAGCCCACCUGGGUGCAUGACAUCUUCCAGGGCACGUUGACCAAUGAGACACGCUGCCUCAACUGUGAGACGGUCAGCAGCAAAGAUGAGGACUUUCUGGAUCUUUCUGUGGACGUAGAGCAGAAUACAUCAAUAACACACUGUCUCAGGGACUUCAGUAACACAGAGACCUUGUGCAGUGAAUACAAAUACUACUGUGAGACAUGCUGCAGCAAGCAGGAGGCCCAGAAAAGGAUGUGUGUGAAGAAGCUGCCUAUGAUCCUGGCCCUGCACCUGAAGCGAUUUAAGUACAUGGAGCAGCUGCAUCGAUACACCAAACUGUCCUAUCGUGUUGUCUUCCCUCUGGAGCUCCGCCUCUUCAACACCUCUGGAGACUCUGUCAACCUCGACCGCAUGUACGACCUGGUCGCUGUGGUCAUCCACUGUGGCAGUGGACCCAACAGAGGACACUACAUCACCAUAGUGAAGAGUCAUGGCUUCUGGCUGCUGUUUGAUUAUGGCAUCGUGGAGAAAAUCGAUGCCCAGGCCAUCGAAGAGUUCUAUGGGUUGACAUCAGACAUCUCCAAGAACUCAGAGUCUGGAUACAUCCUCUUCUAUCAGUCCAGGGAGUAACUGGAAUAAACACCCAGCCAUAGAGAGAGAAUGAUUGGAACUCUGACCCUGACCCCUCUCUGAGUCAUGUGCCAACGCCAUUCCCUGUCUCACUGCCUUCCCUGGGUAUGCCUGGACUUCAUUUCCCAUAACCCCAUGCUCUCCCUCCCUGCAUUCAGCAUGCUGGGAAGACUGUGUAAACUGCCUUUUGUCCUUCAGCAUCUGGACAGCACUUUAGAACAACAACAACAAAAACAAACAGUCACAACAACAAGGAGCAGGAAACAUAAAGAAGCUACAACGGGCUGGUGUGUGAUGCCCGUUUGUCUCCACCUGGGGCAGGUCUGGAGGUCUGAAGACACAGACCUCAGACCACAGGUCACUCUUCCUGGGUCUGCCUGGCAUACAGAGCUGGCUGGACUGGUACAGGUACAGACUGCUAUGGGAAAGAAGAUUGUAAUAGUUGUCUAUUUUCACGCAGUCAUAAGUUCAUAAAUACUUUUAGUAGGGUUAUCCCGUGACCUUAUAUUUACAAUGUCCAGCGCAUAGAUGUAUUCUACCUGGGGAAUGGCUAGAGCUGGGAUGGAAUGGGAGUUUUAGGGAGAGAUAUAAACUAGUUGAAAGAGGGUCUAUGCAUCUAGUGUCGCUGAACUGCAUGUUUCGGUGUUCACUGGUUGAGCUGGUGUAGAUUCAACUUGAGUUGUGACCAAUCCAAACCUAUUCAUUGUAAUGCUGAGAUAUGGUAGUUCUACAGAAGACCAGGAUGCAUGUAGCUCUCUGUCUGCUGCUCCCGUCCCCUAACAUAGACUGGCCCAGGCCCUAAUGCUCCUCUCCCAAGUUAUAACCAUGUUGUGAUCCAGCCCCCACUCUAGAACAUAGUCACUCACUGACACAAACUACAUCUCUACUAGUUUGGUUUCUGUCUAAUCCCUGUUUUGUAAACUCUUAUUUAUUUUGAAUGUUAUAAUGUUGACUGUGCUUGUCAUGUAUUGUCAUAUUAUGUCUUGUUCCUGUUCUUUCUCUUCACUCUGUCUCCCUCUGCUGGUCGUAUUAGGUUACCUUCUCUUUCUCUCCUCCUCCAGCUGUUCCCCAUCUCCUCUAACUACCUCGUUCACCCUUUUCCCACCUGUUCCCUUUUUUCCUCUGAUUAGGUCUCUAUUUCUCUCUCUGUUCCUGCUUCUUUCUUUGUCAGAUUCUCGUUUGAGUUUCUCAUGCCAGAACCAAACUAUCGUCUCGUUUGCUUCACCCUUGUCCCGUCCUGUCGGAAUCUGCCUGGCAAGUGCAUCCUGUACUCAGCUAACUGUCUUAUCGUUGGUACUGUGUCCAGUUCAUCUGAUGCUACGUUGUGUCCAGUUCAUCUGAUGCUACGUGAGAUCAGGUACCUCUGUUCCUCUACGACCCGCGCCUACCCAGAGAGACCUGCAGCCUGUCGCCGCUAACCCAGCUAUUCUCCUCUGCUGCUAAGAAGGGGGCUCUUUGUAAUUAUCAGAAGGACUUUUUGUUUCAUUUGUCGCCCUCUCUGCAGGUUGUCUAUUUUGCCAUUAUCUACAUCUGAAGAGGAUCUAUGUCUUCCCUGUGUUUACAUUAAAGGACUCUGUUUUUGUUAAA